AUGGAUUUGGAGACAGCAUUACAGGUUAUUAAAUCGUUAGAACAACAGCUCGAUGAGUUAGAGGAUGCAGAAAAAGAGUACGAAAAUGAGAUGGAGGAAGUAAUUGAAAAUUUAAAAAAGGAAGUGGUCCAGAAAAAUCAAGAAUUGUCAAGCAAUAAAAAGCAAAUAGUGGAUUUGGAGAUACGAGUGGAUGAAUUAGAGACGCAAAAUGCGGUUCUUCUGAACCGCAACGAGAACCUGCAAGCAGAGAAUGAUCAGCAUUUGGAGAAGAAUGUUUUGUUAGAACACGAAUUAGCAUACAUGAAGGAAACUUUGUCUACCUCUUCUCCCUCUACUACCAUAGAACACAAGAAGAUAAGGCGUCCUGACGUGGACGACUUCAAAGUAACCACAUCUGGGUCGACGUUGUUCAUUUCGCCCUUACAGGACCGGUCUAAACAGAUCCAGCAUCCACAGGUUUCCAUCUCCAAGGUCAUAUCGACCACUUCCAAGAGGAUGCCCCUAUCUUAG
Molecule: messenger RNA, 510 nt
Organism: Naumovozyma castellii
Lineage: Eukaryota; Fungi; Ascomycota; Saccharomycetes; Saccharomycetales; Saccharomycetaceae
Gene: NDL1
Product: Ndl1p
Exons: 1
Coding region: 1-510 (169 amino acids)
Source: RefSeq, a predicted model, not a curated record